AUGAAUCUUAUGAUUGAGAGUGAACUGGAUAGCCAGUUUUACAAAUUGCGAGUGGAUCACCUAGAAGAAGACGAGAUCGAUUACGAGCUCGAUGUGAGAAACAUUCGGUUUGAACAGGGCGAUAACAUUUCGAGGAAAAAACGUUGCCUCAGAGAAACAUUGAAGUGUGGAAAAGACAAUCAAUCAUCAAUCACCAAAGUUUUCAAUCGUGAUCUUGAUCAGGAAACACAGAUUUGUGAAAACAAGUUGAGAAAGGUAGAAGAAGCUUGUUUUUACACUAGUUCUAGAAAGUUCCCCAUAAAUUUCUUUUCGACACUCUUACACUUGGGUUGUCGCAUCAAGUUGAUUAAGCAAAAUGCACCUGAAACUGCUACAGAUCAUCUGAACCAUCUUUUACAACGUGUCCUAUUUAUCAUUAACAAAUAUUUUCAAGGUAGCGGUGACGAUACUGACCAGAAUCCCAAAGCUGUGGAUGAAGGUCUUUCCGAUCUCUUCCGAAAAAGAGAAUCAGUCCAAGAAAGUGAACUAGUAACAGAGUCAGUGGCUGCAUCAGAACUCCGAACAGAAACCCAAGAUCCAUUUCUGGAUCAAGACCUUAUCAAUUCUUUAACCAGAUUAGGGCUUUUAGAAUCAGGGUCUCUGGAUAAGAAGAAUCUCCGAGACGGUUUGUUGAAUCUCGAAAGUGAAUUAUAUCAGUUGAGACGAAUGAAGGAUAAGGAAGCCGCGCCAAAGAAUCGAGGAAACGAUAAAACGAAUUAUCCAUCGAACGCAGUUCCGCGAAACAGUACCUUUUCGGAAACCGCGAAACAAGAUUUUGCUACGAAAACAACUGGAUUUCAGCCUACGAUGACGUCGGCUCAUGCGAUACUGCCGAUACCGAAUCCGAUCGUAACCGUACCGUUAAACGCUCAGAUGUUCCCGCCGACCGCGUCAUCUAGAUUCCCGGUACCUAUCACGAAUCCCCCGAUUUUCACCACAGGUACGCGUCCCAGUAUUUCGACCGAGUAUGUGCCGCAACUUCCGGUAUCACAACCAAGCGUGCCAUAUUGGCCACAGUAUUUAGCAAACUUACAAAACUUCACUCCUUACUCUCCUUGGCCAGUGCCAGGUAUGCCUUUCGCGGUUUCUUCCGGUCAUUACCCCUGCUCCGGCACUGGUUUGGCCAUGCCAUACGCACCUAGUAUGUACCCACCUGAGAUAAAAAUGAAUUCAAACCGAGAACCUUCGGAGGUUCCAAACCCGCUUCCGUCUACCAUAAGUCAGGAACUCGUGACAGAUCCCGUUCAGUCAGUAGCUAAUUCGUUUAAUUUAACACCUUCAAUGUCCCAACGCCACAACCUCAACAGUAGCACGACUAGUCUAGGUGACGGCAACGGAUAUGCCCGUGUGCGCUCACAUAAAUCACUUCCGGUAUCCAAAUGGAACCUGGACAAGUAUGCAGGGACCGACCAGGGCUUGAAGCUCAAUGAGUUUCUAAUGCUGGUGUCUCACUUAGCUCUUUCCGAAAGAACUCUAGAUGAUGAGCUCUUUGAUUCAGCGUUCCAUUUGUUCAGCGGUCCCGCGCUUAACUGGUACAUGUCCAUGCGAGCGGCGGGCCGAUUGAAUAAUUGGCAGCAUUUGAUAGCGGAAUUGCGAAAGGCGUUUGUUCAUCCUGAACUCGACUCACUUGUGCGUACUAGAAUCUACCAACGUCGUCAACAACGUAACGAGACGUUCCAGGAGUUCUACUACGACAUGGAGAGCAUGUUCAGGUCGAUGAACAAUCCCUUUAGCGAUUCAGAAAAGCUGGAUGUUCUGAAGAGGAACAUGAGAACCGACUACAAAAAACUGCUUUUGUGGAAGCCCACAAAUAGCUUGAUGGAGCUUCUAGAUGCAGGGCAUGUCAUAGACGCUUCGAACUUCUCGUUGUACAUGAAAGUUUUCGGAAAUGAAAAAUCUGUAAACGCGCUUUCGGAACAGAAAAAUACUAGCUGGCAGAAUAAGAAUUCUUACAACGGCAACCGGUCCCAGAAGAGAGACCUGGGCACUGAGAGGGAAUAUGGUACAGGGAAGUCGAAAGAAGCACCAGAUAAAACGAAGAAGGACUCGGAUAGGGGUCCGCGAUCAUCCAAUAAACCCAAAAGUCUGGAUCAUAAAGGAUCCGAUCCUCAACCAGGGCCUUCCAAACCAUCGCGAACACUAGAAUACCUAAUGACCGGUUUCACACCCCCUAGUCCUACCGAGUGCCUUAACUGUCGACAGACGAACCAUUCGCUCGAGUUCUGCGACCGAAAUUCGCCGGCCGCCCCACAACAGCGCGUAAACCAAUUAAAACUCGACCCCGCCCUCGCGGCAUUCUGGGAAGUAGUCCCCGGAAACUACUACGAGUCAGAUUCUAUCGAGAGUCUGCUCAUAUCAUUGAACACCUUCAACGACAACCGCCCCUACGCGAAGAUAAAAAUAUUCGGAAUCCCAUCGCAGGGACUUCUAGACUCGGGUAGCCAGCUUACCCUGAUAAGCAAAGGCAUCUAUUCUAAAUUUUCUAAAGUUAAGUUGAACUCGUUAUCCUGUCCCAUAACCGUGCGGUCAGCAAACGGUUCAAGUUUGAACGUACUAGGUCAACUAGACGUCCCCUAUCAUUUCGCGAAUCGUGAUAAAAUAAUACCCACUCUGGUCAUUGACAAAUUAACGGUACCAUGUAUAUUAGGCAUGGAUUUCUGGAACAAGUUCCAAAUAAGACCUACCGUACAAGAUUGUGCCGUAGUUGAAGCCAUCCGAUCGUCAGAGGAGCCGCCAAAGACAUGCUCUCUGUCGCUGGAGGAAUUAAACCAACUUGAUUCAAUCAAAAGCAUAUUUAAAAUCGCUAACUCGAAUGAGAUCCCCAUGACACACCUUACUGAACACCACAUCGAGAUAGCCGACGAGUGGAAAGGGAAGCCACCGGUGCGGCAGUAUCCCUACACUCUGUCUCCAAAGGUACACGAAAAAGUAUCACAGGAACUGAAACGCAUGCUCGAAUUGGGAAUCAUCGAGAGAGCCAGUUCAGAUUGGUCCUCAAAUGUGGUCCCCGUCAUUAAACCAUCGGGCAAGGUACGACUCUGUUUAGAUGCCAGAAAAAUUAAUGAGAGAACCGUACCCGACGCAUAUCCGCUGGCACACCCCGGCCGUAUUUUGGGACUGUUACCCAAAGCCCGGUACCUGAGCACAAUAGACUUGUCAGAGGCUUUCCUCCAAAUUCCAUUGGAGAAAGCCUCUCGACGUUUUACGGCGUUUAGUGUCCAGGGCCGAGGGAUGUUCCAAUUUUGCCGCCUUCCAUUUGGUCUCAGAAACAGUGCCCAAGAAUUAUCCCGCCUCAUGGACAAGAUCUUAGGACAUGGUGAGCUGGAGCCGAACGUCUUCGUUUACCUUGAUGAUAUCAUCAUUGUAACGGAGACGUUCGAGCACCAUACUCAGCUGCUUCGAGAAGUAGCGUCAAGAUUGACUCAGGCCAACCUUGCAAUCAAUUUGGAAAAAUCCAAGUUCGGGGUACCAGAACUUCCAUUUUUGGGGUACCUGCUUUCCACUGAGGGGCUUCGAGCUGACCCUGAGAAAAUCAGAGCAGUUAUUGACUAUGAAAGACCCACAACGAUAACCAAACUUCGCCGCUUUCUUGGCAUUGCAAAUUACUAUCGCCGCUUUAUCAGCGAUUUUAGCGGAAUCACGGCACCGCUAUCCGAUCUUCUGAAAACCAAAUCCAAAGUCUUGGGUUGGUCAGAUGAAGCAGAGGAAGCCUUUAACGCUAUCAAAGAAAGAUUGGUCACAGCUCCAAUUCUCACCUCUCCGAACUUCGAUCAAGAAUUUCAGAUACAGACAGACGCGAGCGAUGUCGCGGUGGCUGGGGUUUUGACGCAAACGCAGGAGGGCGAGGAGAAGGUAGUGGCUUACUUCUCACACAAGUUGUCUUCCGCCCAAAAGAACUACCACGCCUGCGAAAAGGAAGCCCUAGCUGCCCUGCUGUCAAUCGAAGCUUUCCGAGGAUACGUUGAGGGGUCUCAUUUCCAACUUAUAACCGAUUCAUCAGCCUUGACCCACUUGAUGACCGCAAAGUGGAAGACAGCAUCGCGGUGCAGUAGGUGGUGUUUGCAAUUGCAACAGUAUAACAUGACGAUAGUUCACCGGAAGGGAAAAGAAAACACUGUCCCCGAUGCUCUCUCCCGCAGCGUCCUGGCGGUGACUAAAGCUUCGGCCGACGACUGGUACGAUGAGGUCGUAGCUAAAAUAGUCGACAAUCCUGAUGAUUAUGUAGACUUCCGCUUGGAACAUGACGUCCUUUUUAAAUAUGUUGCGGGGAAGGAGGAACCACGGGACACCCAAUACGAUUGGAAGAAAGUCCCACCUCCACACGAGAGGCCACAAAUCAUUCAGGAUGGCCACGACAACGCGAUGCACUUAGGAUUUGAAAAAACUCUUUCGCGUAUAAGACAGCAUUAUUUCUGGCCGAAAAUGACUUCGGAAAUACGAAACCACGUUUCUCGCUGCACAGUUUGCAAAGAAUCCAAAGCACCAAACAUAGCUUGCGCUCCUCAGAUGGGCGAGCGAAGGCUUACCAGACAUCCCUGGCAAAUAAUUGCCUUGGAUUUUAUCGGUCCCCUCCCGAGGAGCCGAAAACAGAAUCAGUAUAUUCUGUCGUUUAAAGCCCUCUUGGAUAAGUUCGGAGUACGACAUUGGCUGAACGCAAAGUAUCACUCUCAGGCGAACCCUGUAGAGCGGUUGAAUCGUACAGUCAAUGCCGCAAUCCGAACUUAUGCUAGGCAGGACCAGAGACUCUGGGACACGAAGCUGGCAGAGAUAGAAACAGUUUUGAAUUCCACUGUACACUCCGCCACUGAAGUAAGUCCUUUCUUGGCCACUCAUGGUUACGAAAUUCGAUUAAAUGGUUCAGAGCACGAUUCGUUGCUGAACACCGAUCAAGAAACGCAACUUGAAACCCGUCGUCAGGAACUGUUCGAUAAAAUAAAUGAUCUGGUGAAGCGCAACCUUGAAAAAGCACAUGAAGAAUCAAAAAAACGGUACACACUUCGUCACCGAAGGUUUGCUCCCAACUUCAAAGUAGGUCAAAUGGUUUAUCACAAAAACAUGAAACCGUCCUGCGCACUCGAACAUUACAACGCGAAGUAUGGGCCCCAGUAUUUGCCUGCUAAAAUAACCGCGAAAAAGGGCUCUUCGUCGUACGAAAUCCAGACUUUAGAGGGGAAGGCCUUGGGGGUUUGGCCAGCUGAACACCUUAGACCAGCAUAG
Uranotaenia lowii is the source of this 5256-nucleotide messenger RNA. RefSeq lists its product as uncharacterized. Gene Ontology annotation, biological process: proteolysis. Bases 1 to 5256 code for a protein of 1751 amino acids. The transcript is spliced from 3 exons. The record is from RefSeq and is a predicted model, not a curated record. Gene Ontology annotation, molecular function: nucleic acid binding; aspartic-type endopeptidase activity. Lineage: Eukaryota; Metazoa; Arthropoda; Insecta; Diptera; Culicidae.